UGCUCACCUUCAAAUCCACCAUGAUGUCCACAGCCCACAGGUGAUUUGACUAACCAGUUUCCUCGUUUGUGUUCAGCUAUUCAAAUUCACAGUCUGUUUAGAGAGACAGGCAGCGGACAGGGACAGUUGAGCCUCACAAAGCAUGAAAAAGUAAAAAGCUGGGACAUUAACCUCAGCUCAAACCCAGGGACUGACAGAGAUGUGUGGAAAAAGAGAAGACGACCAGCAGUGGUGACGGAGAUCGGACAGCUGAAGAGAGUCAGGAGACAUCGGAAAGAGAGGAUCAGUGUGUUGAGGACUACAGCCUCAGUUUACGGGCGUCUGCCUAACCAGCUGAGCUUUACCUGUGCCAGAAAGAUACAACAAAGAUUUGAGUUUUGGAGACUGAGGCUGGAAACUCUUCAUUGUAUCUCUGUCCCUGCAGACCACUGAAGGCUCAACAUCCUCCAUCCAGUGGUUUUUUUUUUUAUUUGAGUUCUCCUGCACUGGUCAUGAAUCCCUACAGAGACACAGUCCUGAACUCUCUGAGCCUCCCGUCAUAUUCUCCCCCUGACUCUCAUAACUCCCAUGAUUCAUCAGCCAUGUCACCGUCUCCUCCAGCCACCCAGACAGGUCAGCGCUCUGUGUCAGAGUUGAGUUAUGACUCUCCUCCUCAUGUUGCCCCCUCAGAACAAGAUGGAGGUCAAAGCAUGGUCUCAGACUCCUCUGACUCGCCUCUUCCAGCCUCAGAUCCAGUCUACAGUCUCACAUCCAGGCUUCAGUCGAGCCUAGCCGCAGAAUUAAACCCUUACCCUGCCCCCGACACGCCCCACUCCUGCCAGGUCUCCGUCAUCAUCCCAUCCCCAGACCUGGACCAGUCUCCGCUCCAGUCUCACUACGCCGAUGACUCUGGCCCGGACCUGGAGUGUUCCAUCUGCUUCAGUCAGUUCAACAACGUCUUCCAAUGUCCCAAGAUGCUUCAGUGCAAGCACACAUUCUGCCUGGAGUGCUUGGCUCGCAUCAACGUCAAGUCAGCUCAUCCCAACACCAUCCAGUGUCCACUGUGCCGCAGCCUCACGCCCCUGCCCGACCUCGGCCUGCCCAAGCUGACCACCGACUCCAACGUGCUGUCCUACCUGCCGGCCGCCAUGCAGAGGGUCUACAGCAUCCGCUUCCUCCGGAACAAAGGGAAGCUGCAGGUCAAAAGGUCAUGUGACAGUCAGCGGCGGUGGGGUCCCAGAUCAAUGAACCCUUCCCUGGAUGUGGGGCUUCCCAGCCCGCCUGCAAGGGGUCAAAGCGGCAGCCAAUCAGGCGGUGUGGGUGAAGCUCUGUUCAGGCUGACGGGCCGGCCAGUGUGCAGAGCUUUCCUCCUGACAUCUGUGGUGUUGAUGAUGGCGCUGCUGACGGGCAUCAUCAUCUUCCUCCUCACCUUCAAGGACCCAAACAGUGAGUGACCUCACUUCCUGUUUAGGAAAAAAAGAAACCUUCAACAUUUAAAGGGGACUGUGGCUCUAAGUCUAAGGAAUGAGCAGCAUCAGACUGACUGCUGCGGCUUAAAGAUGAACUGAUCCAGACGUGAAAUCAGUCAUAAACUCUGGGAGAUCUGAUGUUGAGCACAGAAGGAAGAAGAAUCAACACGCUGGUGGAACUGCCAUGGACUUAAUUCACCUCAUAACAUUUAACCUGCAAUAAAAACCUCAGAGGAGUCAUGCAGAGGUUUGAGAAUAUAGACUUCAGAUUUUAAUGGCGGUCCUGUUGAAGAUGGGUUGGCAAAGUAACUGGACAAACAAGAUAUUUUAAUAUUCUUAGCAGUUCUUAUCUUGUAUUUGAAGCCUUCAAUGAUUAGCUGUUAAAAAAUGUCAGAGCCUUCUGCUCAUUUUUAUGUUCAAAGAGUGAGAGCAGCGUAAACGGUGGACUUGGAUCUGUGACACGGCUCUUCAAGCUUUUAUUGUUCUCUGCAAUUCCCCAGCAGGCUCCAGCACAACCUGAAGUUACAGAUUUAAAAAAAAAGUGCUCUCUGUCUUUCUGAAAGCUCCGCUCGUCUUCCUCGUGUCAGAGCAGCAGCUCUUCCCUCAGUUAUAACCAAAUCCUGUAAACAGGAAUCAUGCAAAUGAUGUGACACAGCGUUCCACAGCGAGCGCUCACACAGAGCAGAGGCCGCCACAUUUACAUAGAUGCUAAAGCGCUGAUAGAGGACCAUUUUCUUGCAAAAGUUAUAUAACAUUUUUAAAAACUCAGACACUGCAGGAUUGUUUAAAGGCUUAGUACAUCCAAAUUAUAUGAAUAUACUAUUCCAGUUAAAGAGGAACUCCAGUAUUUUUAAACUAAGGCCGUGUUUUUACAUCUUAGGUUAUGGAAAUGACGAGUGGAUUCUGUCUGCUUUGGAAUCAGUCGAACGGAGCUUUACGGCUGUUUGGGCUGCAAGAAACGUCCCCUGGGGGUGCUUCUUUCCCUCUAAAGCUCAGUUCAGACAAAAGAUUUGCAGUGAGACGAAUUGAGUCAUGCAACUGCCUGCGUCAGGCCGCUCUACGACUUUCUGAAAGCUUUUCAGUUCACACCACUGCAACUGGGGGAGACGAUGCAUUGUUUCCAUAGCAAACACUUGCAAUAAAUCUCUCUACAGUUAUGCUCAUAAACUGAUCCCUCAGAAAUGCUUCACUAGUCCAGUCUUCGUGUAGCUAAGAUAUCUGCCGAGAAUAAAGCUCCUGCAGCCUCUGGUUGCUCAUGUUUUGCAUUUAUAGUGUUGCACGUCCUGUUAAUGUGUGCAACUGAUACAGGAAUGUUUACAGGCUGAAGUUUCUGUUUGAUAAGUAAAAAUAAAUAAUGUGAUUCACAGCAUGAUUUUAUCCAACAAAAAUAUUCUACUUUUGCCAUCCAUAAGCCUUUCAAAAAAAAGACUUCUUUUUCCCUUUUCACAUGUAUCUGCUUGCAACUUCCUGUAAGCUGAAUCACAGAUACGGCAUCAGACGGCCUGAUCCAAGCUGCAACCAUCGCCAGAAAUGCUAGAAACUGUCUUGUUGCGUUGCAAGUCUUUGGUCUGAACUGGGCUUAAAGGAUUCUCUUUAUAACACGAGUCCAUCAAACACCUAAACAUGCUGGAUGAGGGCAGAGAUCAGGAAAAAAACACUGGAAUCAUCCUUUACUCCUAGAGACGGUUUAGUCAUAGUUUUGGUGUCACGUGUUCACAUUUUUAAAAGAUUUUACAGUAAAUACUGCCCUCCAGCCAACACUAUACAAGCAUCAGGAUGCUCGAUUAUCCCCAUCAAUAAUUCAUUCUACAGAGGACAGACUUUUCUGAACGCUUCCUCCACAGUAGUCAUGCUGUAGUUUUUAUGUGACUGUCUAAAAUAAUGUCAGUUAUGCUUGAAGUGAAGAUGUGGAGGAAGAUUAAACUAAAAAAUGUCUGCUUGUAGACUUUUCAAAGGUUAAUUUCUCACAAAAACUUAGUCCCAGUCAGUUAAAUCGGUCUUAGGGUGUUCAGCCAAUCAGCUCGUCUGUUUCCUGCUGUCAGUGGUGUCCCUGAGUGCUGCACGGGUAUCAAUACUCAGGGAGCGUGUGUGAUCCAGCUGACGCCUUUUACAUAAGGAGAUGGAUCAUGCUUUACCGGACCAGUGAAAACAUCCUUAACAGCAACUCAUGACAAAAAUCCUGAAUUUGUUUACAGAAAUGCCAACAAGCAAAACUUCCUCCAAUACUUUGACUUGUAAAUAAGAGACGGCCGCCAACAUGCCGUCAGAAACUCUAUCACUAAAACAUCUAAUGCACUAACACGGCUGUUUAAACUAAUACUCAGGCACCACAGGAUUUAGUCCAACAUUUAUCCUCUUUCUUUAGUUUAAGGCCCUGACUGGUUUUAAAGUGCAAUGAAAAAUAAAUAAUUUUAUGUAUUUAUAGAACUUUUUAAGCUCUGUCACUAUGUUUGCCUCAUGUUUAACUUGAAUAAAUUGCAUUUUGAAUAAAAAGGGUUUGUCUUUUUUUAAACAAAGCAGAGGGAAGACUGAGAGCGGUUAAACUUUUCAGAGACGCUACAGAAAGUUUUAUUUUUAGACUUUUGGCAGCUUUUGAAACUGCAGACAGCUGAAUGCAAAUUAAUUCUGGGUUGGAACAAAAUUUCUAAACCACACAAACUCAUUCAGUGGUUUAGAAACGAGAAUGUAAAAAGCUCUUUUUUUUCCUGUGAUUAUGGAGAAAUUAAACUUCCAUGUAUUCUAGAUUUAUCUCAUACAAAGUGGAAUAUUUCAAGACUUUUUUGCUUAAAUGUUGAAGAUUACAGCUUUAGUCCAAAAUUAGGAUUUAUAGUAUAGAAAUGUUGACCAUCUUGCAAAUUAUACUCGUAUACAGGUGCAUAUUAAAACAUUCCAAUAAAAU
Messenger RNA from Cheilinus undulatus (humphead wrasse), 4347 nucleotides. RefSeq names its product RING finger protein 208. Gene Ontology annotation, biological process: protein ubiquitination. Bases 492 to 1433 code for a protein of 313 amino acids. Lineage: Eukaryota; Metazoa; Chordata; Actinopteri; Labriformes; Labridae. The record is from RefSeq and is a predicted model, not a curated record. Gene Ontology annotation, molecular function: ubiquitin protein ligase activity. The transcript has 4 exons.